UACGACUACUACCUCUAUGUCUCUCAAAAUAACUCCUCUUGACACAUUGAUAUCAGAUGAGGUCCCCGGAAAUGAAUGGGUUAAUGUCUUGGAAGACAAUUGUAUACAGACAGCAGCAACUAAACUAGUGGUACGAUGACAGAGUGAACUACUGGUCUGGUGACGGAGUGAACUACUGGUCUGGUGACAGAAUGAUCUACUGGCUUGGGGAAAGAGUGAACUUCUGAUCUGGUGACAUGGUGAGCUACUGGUCUGGUGAAAGAGUGAACUAAUAGUCCCGCGACAGAGAGAACUAUUGUUCUGUUGUGACAGAGAUAUCUUUGGUGUCCAAUACAAAGCCAGUGGGGUAUCCUCAGAGCCAAUCAGGUCCACUUGGGAGUUAUCGAUAGGAGGAGGAGGAGGAGCAUAUAGGGACAGGAUCUGAGAUCCUUCUUUUUCCACAGCUAUAUAUCCUCCGGCACUCCCACUACACACACAGCAACCAUUACUACUACUGGCAUUGGGAUAUGUACAUAUCCAAUGCCAAAUAGCUUUAGAUCUGGUUUGGACAUGGCCUCAAGUUAGACCUGAAGAAAGAAGACCAUGAACACAGCAGGGAUGUUCCGCCGGAGGAAGAAGAAGCGGGGGCUGGAGAUCUCGGCGCCGCGGGACUUCCAGCACCGCGUGCACACGUCGUACGACGCGGCGCGGGGCUGCUACGUGGGCCUGCCCCCCCAGUGGCAGAGCCUCAUCGAGAACCUGCGCAGACCCCUGCCUCUGGUGGACCCCUCCACCGUCACCCAGGUGGAGCUGGUGCCCAGGAAGACCAUAGUGCGGGGCAGCUUCAUCGGACACGAGGACUACAUCACCCAUGUGAUCGCCGAGAUGACCAAGCUGUCCGUCACCAGCUCCAACUCGCUGCGCCGGACCAGCCUGUUGGCACGGAAACGGGCCCAGUCGAUGGGCCGGCUGGGAGAGCUGGAGGAGGGGGACACCUACCAGUACCUGGAGCUCACCCAGGGGCCCAACCCGGCCGGUGCCACCUACUGGCAGGACCGCAUACGGCAGGUCCGCAGCGAGAGCGGCAGCCCCGAGCUGCGGGCCAAGACCGGCGUCUCUCUGCCCGCCAACGGCGUGCUGCCCCGGGCCAAGUCCUCCUACGAGAUCGACUUCCACCCAACGCCGGCCCCCAGCGAACGCCCGGCCCCCGCCGCCGCCGGGAUCAGAAGGACAGGCAGCCUCAUGUGCAACCACGCCCGCAACGAGAGUGCCGGACCCCCCGUCGGCCCCGACCCCAGCCCUGGGAACAAGAGGCCGGCGUCCGCCCACUACGGCGCGCAUACGCCAGAGACGGGUGCCAGGUUGAGCAGGAGGGUGAAGCCAGCGGGGAACCACCUCCCAGACCUGCUGUCCAGCGCCAAGGGCGGACCCCGCAGACCCCACUCCUCCUACGACCUCAACCCGGGCUCAGCGAGCUCGUCUCCACUCCCUCCGCCUAACGGCAACAGCAGCCCGAUCACCGGCCGCCUCGUGGCCCCCCACCCGCUGACCCCGCCCCCGAGAUACCCCACCAGGUCUACUGCAGGAGGCCUCGCCCCCAAGCCGAGCCCCGCCCCCUCCUCCCAGCCCCCGCCCGGGCCCAGCCCCGGGUCCACCAGGGUGACCCACCAGCAGUUCAAGGCGGCGCUCCAGAUGGUGGUGGGCCCCGGGGACCCCCGCACCUCGCUGGAGAACUUCGUGAGGAUCGGCGAGGGUUCGACGGGCGUGGUCUGCAUCGCACGCGAGCGCCACAGCGGGCGACAGGUGGCCGUGAAGAUGAUGGACCUGAGGAAGCAGCAGCGCAGGGAGCUGCUCUUUAAUGAGGUGGCGAUCAUGAGGGACUACCGGCACCAGAACGUGGUCCAGAUGUACCGGUCGGCCCUGGUGGAGGAGGAGCUCUGGGUCAUCAUGGAGUACCUUCAGGGCGGCGCCCUCACCAACGUGGUUAACGAGACCAGGCUGAAUGAAGAGCAGAUAGCUACGGUGUGUGAGGCGGUCCUGCAGGCCUUGUCUUACCUCCACUCUGAGGGAGUUAUCCACCGCGACAUCAAGAGCGACUCCAUACUGCUAGCCUUGGACGGCAGGGUGAAGCUGUCAGACUUUGGCUUCUGCGCUCAGAUCAGCAAAGACAUAGCCAGGAGGAAGUCUCUUGUGGGGACGCCUUAUUGGAUGGCCCCAGAGGUGAUCUCCAAGACCCCCUACGGACCAGAGGUGGAUGUGUGGUCUCUAGGCAUCAUGGUGGUGGAGAUGGUGGACGGUGAACCUCCGUAUUUCAGCGACACGCCAGUGGUGGCGAUGAAGAAAAUCAGAGAUGACCCCGCCCCCACCGUCAGGAACCCCCACAAGAUGUCUCCAGCUCUGAAGGACUUCCUGGGCUGCAUGCUGACCCGGAACACCGUCCAGAGGGCCACCUCCGCCCAGCUCCUCACCCACCCCUUCCUGCUCCAGGCCAGCUCCCCGCGCUGCCUGGUGCCCCUGGUGGAGCAGUACCGCAAGCGCAUGUCCCUCUGCUGAGCUAGCAGCAGAGGAGAUGACCACACGUCAGCCAGAUACACGCUCAGCGGGAAUAAUCCACCGGAUGAAGACCCAGAAUAAUCUCGCUCCUCAGACCAGAGUUAUGGAUCCUGGAAAUGAUCAUCGGACUAUGUCUAGCUCGCUGUCGAGUAAAAACAGAACUAGUUACCGAUAGUGACGGGUGGACGUGACGUAAUCUGGGGAGGAGAAGUGUCUACAGAGUCUGUUGACUGGACUGCUGGUUCUACUGGUGCAUCUGAAUUUGUUGACUGGCCUGACCUUAACCUCCAUCUCACACCCCGAUGUUACUCUGCAUCUGAUGGACCUCUUAUGACAUGGAUGAUGAAGAUCGCAUUAUUGAUUGCUACCCUCGGCUGAGUAACCUCAGUUCUUGUGCCAGCCCAAUAUUCUCCUUUUAUUUAAAUUCUCACUGCAGCCUUUAGCCAUGUUCACACCAAAAGCAAUGGGAAUUUUCACUUUGCUUUACUUGUGCGAGUGAACCGCAAGCGUUAUCUUGUGUGAGGAACGUAAACGUCAACGUUUCUUUCCUCAAGCCAAGGCCAAGAUAACCACCAUUGUUGAAGUCCCGGAGAUGUGGGAGAACCCAACGUCUGGGUUCAUAGCACCGUCUGGAGAGCACACAGCUCGGUGUAUUUCAGGAUCUGCAUCGGGAUGACUGGACUUCAGCCUCACUACGUGAGGCUUUCACGACAAAGCUUCACGCAAAUUAGGAUCAUUGGAAUUUCAGUUCCUUUGCAUUGUUUGCGCAGCCUGCCGACCGACCAAAAGUCCUUUACACCAGACGCUUAGCCAAUAAAAGAUGUGAAAACUGUGCAUUAGCCACAACGUGAAUAAGCGGCCAAUUUAAAUAACAAACAUCCGGCGAAAAUGACAGAUUGAAUAUACAAAGUAUCAAAUGCUCCAUCUUUUCACCAAACUAUGCAAUGUAUUCAGAGGAUUGAAUCAUACUGGAGUUUCACUUUUUAAUCCAAGUGCAAAACAGUGUCACGAAUGGCAAGGUGUUCUAAAUGUGGAAGAAAAACGGGUUUAGAAUGAGAACGAGUUAACAAAAUUUUUAACAGAAUUUAGAACAGGUUUUAAGUGAUGUUCCUUAGAACUCAUUUAUAAAAAUGCUUACUUACUACUGAAAUGGCAAAAAUAUUUAACUUUUCAGUGUUGUAUUUACAUUCCAUAAAUUGUCAGUAUUUUCCGUGUCUAAUUGUUCAGAACAGAAAGGAAAUAUCUGGUGUUCUCAUGGUUAUACUGGGUCUGCUGUAAAAAUAAUUUACUAACAUUUUUAUUUAAUACUGUGUUUGCGAGAUGUAUGAAUGAUGUGGACAUACAGUCAUGAAAUAAUCUGAGCUGGCUACAUUAUUGCAGUCGAAGCCAGCUCUUGAAUGGGUAGUUUGGCUGAUGGUAAAUUAUUUAGGUAUAUAAAUAUAUCUAAAAAUAUCUAUGCAUGGACCUUGGCUGUCACAUGGUCCCUCUGAACCCUCUCAGGUCCAGAUGCAUUCUGCCUGCAUUGUAUUUACUAUGUGUUUGUUCCAAGAAAGCUUGGUUUGUAAGAUCAGCUGGCCUGACAAGAUUAUAGUUCAAUAACAUUUUAUGCUUUAUUUUUUUUUCGGUAGCAUGGGUGAGAGAUUAGUGAUGCGUACAACACUGUGUACCUUAUUGUGCCAACUGUACAUAACUACUAUUCCAAUGGGGCAAUUUAAAUAUAUCCUAAAUUCUAAGCUAAGGUUAAUUAAAACAUUUGAGCGUAGCAGUUUCUACAAAAGUAAAUAAUUAUCAUAGAUUGCAAGUAAAAUAGUGAGUCUGCAGUGUUUUUUACCGUACUGCAAAAUAACUGCUUCGGUGUCCACAUCUGUGGUUUUUUGGCUUUCCCGAGUGGCAAACAUGCGCCAUUUCCUGGUUGUACCAUUAAAAUAGUGAACUGAUCGAUUACCUCUUUAAAGUUGAUGACGAACCAAAGUGAUAUGGCUUAGCAGUAAUUACUGAGAGAAGAAUCUUCUAUGGGGAUUUAACAUGGAGAAUAAUCUCUGUGGACCCUUACUGCACAUGUCUAUAGCAAAACGUGUCUUUUUAUUCUAUGUUCUAUUUUAACAAGAAAAGUCAAUGAAUUCCUGACUAAGUAUAUAUUUGUAUUAACAGAUACUGUGACUUGGCAUACAUCGUCUGAAAUAGUUUGUAAGGCUUAUAUGUAAAUACUAAAUAAAGCUCUCUCCUGUAUCUCUC
Gadus macrocephalus (Pacific cod) is the source of this 4767-nucleotide messenger RNA. RefSeq names its product serine/threonine-protein kinase PAK 6-like. Gene Ontology annotation, biological process: regulation of MAPK cascade; protein phosphorylation; intracellular signal transduction. Lineage: Eukaryota; Metazoa; Chordata; Actinopteri; Gadiformes; Gadidae. Gene Ontology annotation, molecular function: ATP binding; protein serine/threonine kinase activity. The record is from RefSeq and is a predicted model, not a curated record. The transcript has 9 exons. The coding region runs from base 583 to 2532 and encodes 649 amino acids. Gene Ontology annotation, cellular component: cytoplasm.